AUGCUCACCUGCGCUUGUUCACUUGCUGCAGGCGCCGCCAGCUACUUCCUCAAGCGCGGGUGGCAGGUGGCGGGGACGUGCCGCAACCCCGACAAGCGGCAGCAGUUGGAGCAGCGCGGCAUCACGACAUUCCACUUCGACCCAGGCGACUUCGAGACCCUGGGCGGCAAGGCGCUGGAGAGCCUGCGGCACGCCACGCACGUGCUGAGCACGGUGCCGCCGGAUGCCAACGAGGAUGAGGAGGACCCGGUGAUCCUGGCGCACUCGCAGCAGCUGAGCGAGCACGCCGACGGCUACAAGUGGGUGGGAUACAUCAGCAGCACGUCAGUGUAUGGCGACUACGAGGGCGAGUGGGUGGAUGAGCGCAGCGAGCUGCGGGCGGCAAGCGGCAAGGGCUGGUCCCGCAUCGUGGCGGAGCACGAGUGGCUGGCCCUGCACGACUCCUUCGGCCUCCCUGUGCACCUCUUCCGCUGCGGGGGCAUCUACGGCCCACGGCGCAGCGCGGUGGAGACUGUGCAGCGGCAGUGGGGCGCCGCCGGGGACGGUCCGCAGCAGCAGUGGCGGCCCAGCGCCAGCCAGGAGCGGCGCGGGCGGCAUCGGUACACGGCGCGGUGCCACGUCUACGACAUCUGCCAGGUGCUGGAGGCCUCCACGCGGCACCCGCGCCCCGGCGCGGCAUACAACAUAGCAGACGACGACCCCGCAGACAGAGCCACGGUGAUGCAGUACGCCGCAGAGCUGCUGGAGCGAGCGGCGGCGGGCAUGCCGCUAGAGGGCUGGGCAACCGGCUCGCUCAGCGACGGCGGGUGGGGCUGGGGCGGCGCCGGCGACGCGGUGGGCGUGAGCAGCCUGAGCAGCGGCAGCAGCUCGGGCAGCUUUGACGGCGACGACGAGGCGGCGGCGGGCGUGGCGUGGCGCGCGCUGGGGCGCGCGCGCAUGCGGCCGCGCUCGCGCCGCGACCGCGAGGCCGCGGCGGCGGUGGCGCGGCUGGAGGAGAAGCGCGUGCGCAACACCCGCAUCAAGCAGGAGCUCGGGGUGCGGCUGCGGUACCCCACGUACCGCGAGGGGCUGGCAGCCAUUGCGGCCGGCGACCUGCGCCCGUUUGACUGA
Molecule: messenger RNA, 1110 nt
Organism: Chlorella variabilis
Lineage: Eukaryota; Viridiplantae; Chlorophyta; Trebouxiophyceae; Chlorellales; Chlorellaceae
Exons: 4
Coding region: 1-1110 (369 amino acids)
Source: RefSeq, a predicted model, not a curated record